GCGGGAUGCGGGGGGGACGUGCUCUGUCAGUGCGGGAUGCGGCGGGACGUGGCGGGACGUGGCUCUGUCAGUGCGGGAUGCGGCGGGACGUGGCUCUGUCAGUGCGGGAUGCGGGCAGGGACCGCUGAGGGCGCUGGCUCGGCGCGGGGCUGCCGGCCAAGGCCUGCGCGCUCAGAUCGCCGGCAGCUCCCAGCCAGCGGCUCUCAGAGAGCCGCGGGAGGCGGCGCCCGUGGACGGAACCGCUCCGCUGAGGAGGAGGAGGAGGAGGCCGCUCCCCGGAGGCAGCGGCCGCGGGCAGCGGAGGUGGAGCCAGUCCCUGGCGCAUCCCGGGCCUGCCGCUCCCGGGAAAACGGUGUUCUGUGGCGGCUGUCACCCACUAAGGUGACAGGAAAGCUCCCGACAUGUUCACCGGUGAAUCGGUUGAUUAUUUCAGAACCACCGACUCGUGGUUUACCAAAAGACCGCAAGACUCAUAGACUGAGCAGUCGGUGCAUGCGUAUCGUGUAUCCCAAAACGCAUCCUUACUUGUUCUCUGUUGGUACCGUUGCUUUUUUUUCAGAAUCGGACCACCCGUCCCUGCUCCCAAAGACACAGAACAAGCUGUAUAAUUUGUUUUGGGUCUGUAGGUUCAAAUUCCGGAGUAGGAGCUGGGGGAAUGCCCGUGUCCCACUGGAGCGAGGGAGCCCUUUUCUGCUCAAUCGGGGCCGCUCCGGGUUUGGGGAUUAUCUGGAAGAGCCCCAGCUUUGAUCCAAGAGCCUCGUCCCGGCUGGCGGCGCUCCCCGUGAGCACUAUUUAAUUCAGACACAAGACGAUGAGAAAUCAGUUGCUGGAGUCUGUAUGACUGAAACAGAUCUAAUAGAGACCUUCCAGGACAAGUGGCCUGCUAUCAGAAAUCUGGAAGCAUAAUUUUUUUUGUUUUUUUGUUUAUUGACAUAAUUUCUGAAGAACGUUAUAAAUUUGAGUAGCACCUUAAUUAAUUAAAGUAUGUUAAUUUGUAGUAAACUUUCCAUUUAAAGUGAGUCACCCUUCUCAGCUUCUAAGUCAUCCAGUAAACAGGACUUUCAGACAUUAUCUACAUGGAAUAUAUUUUACUAUUUUAGCACUAUUUGCACCUUAUAACUGCUAACAAUUGCCAGUGACAUGAAAACAAAACUGGUGUUCUGUGUAAUUUAAUAACCAAUAGAGUUGCCAAAUGAGACAAAUAAUUAUUUAAUAAGAAUAUUUUAUCACACAGAAAUAGCAUCACACAGAAUAGCAUAUAUGAAGCGAUGAAGCAACUGAGAAAAAAAGUAGUGACCCUGUAUAAUUUCUUGGCUUAAGAAAUACCUAUCUCACAAGGGUAUUUAACUAAGACUGUUGACACCAAGCUGUGUGGUGGUCAAAUAGUUGUUUUGACCCGAAUUAAUCACGUGCAGUGCAGGUUAUUGCAGGCUCUGUGCUGAACUUUGUUAGACUACAUAUAUUAAAGUCUGGGCAAAAAGCCCUCCUAAUUAAAAUAGGACCUAGGAACAAAGAUAAAAAUAUUAAAGGCUGGAAAGAUUGAAAAUAAGUGGCAAAGAAUAUAAGUGAUAAGAUUUGAAGAGUUAUACACUGAUAAACAAAAUGUCAAAUGGUAUAUAUAUAUUGCCAGUAACUUAAUAGGAAUGAUUUUUCAUUGCUUCAGUGAGAAAAAAACAGGUAUGAUUUAUACCAGUUGGUAGAUAAAGACACUUAAACUGUACAGCUGUAGUUGUAUAGAAAAGGAAGAUGUUUCAUAAUUUGGGGUAGGGUUUUUCUGUACUUUAACUCUGUGUAAAUAGCUGACCAUUCUCCAUUUUCAGUACUUCUACUGAUACUCCUGGCACUCAUCAAAUCAUAGCGUUUAGGCUAUAAAAGAUCUGUUAGAACAUUGAGACCACCUGUUAAUCCAGCACUGCCAGGCCCACCACUAAACCAUGUCCCUCAGUGCCACAUCUACAGAUCUU
Vidua chalybeata is the source of this 1964-nucleotide messenger RNA. RefSeq lists its product as uncharacterized. The record is from RefSeq and is a predicted model, not a curated record. NCBI's taxonomy places the organism in Eukaryota, Metazoa, Chordata, Aves, Passeriformes, Viduidae. The coding region runs from base 37 to 747 and encodes 236 amino acids. The transcript is spliced from 2 exons.